ACAAGCCUAUGAGGACCCAGAAGAAGACCCUAACCUAGAGGGUGAACUGGGAGGUGGUGUCCAUCUUAUUUACUACCGUGAGAUUGCUAAAAUUUGCCUGUCGGAUUUUACCGCGGCGUAAAAAUUUAAAGCAGGCCUUCAGAGAUGAGCAGUUCAGAGGAAGUGUCAUGGAUCUCCUGGUUCUGUGGGCUGAGGGGGAACGAAUUUUUCUGUGAGGUGGAUGAAGAUUAUAUCCAAGAUAAGUUCAACCUGACGGGGCUCAAUGAGCAGGUUCCUCACUACCGCCAGGCCCUGGACAUGAUCCUGGACCUCGAACCAGAUGAGGAGCUGGAGGACAAUCCCAAUCAGAGCGACCUGAUAGAGCAGGCAGCUGAGAUGCUGUACGGCCUCAUCCACGCACGCUACAUCCUCACUAACCGAGGCAUUGCACAGAUGUUGGAGAAGUAUCAGCAAGGAGACUUUGGUUAUUGCCCUCGGGUCUAUUGUGAGAAUCAGCCUAUGCUUCCUAUUGGUCUGUCGGACAUCCCAGGAGAAGCCAUGGUGAAGCUCUACUGCCCUAAGUGCAUGGAUGUUUACACACCUAAGUCCUCCAGGCACCACCACACAGAUGGAGCCUAUUUCGGCACUGGUUUCCCCCACAUGCUCUUCAUGGUUCACCCUGAGUACAGGCCCAAGCGGCCCGCCAAUCAGUUUGUGCCACGGCUGUACGGGUUUAAGAUCCACCCGAUGGCGUAUCAGCUGCAGCUCCAAGCAGCUUCCAGCUUCAAGAGCCCCGUGAAGGCCAUCCGCUAGAUCGUCCAGGACGGAGGAGGAGGAGGAGGAAGAAGAUGAGGAAGAAGUCAGGAAAGAAGAUUUGUCAGAAGGGGAGAGGUCACCUGCAUUUUACAAAGCUCUUCAGGUGCCCCCUCCCCACUUUGAAGACUGUAUUAUUUUGUUUUAGAUUAGGGCAAAUGAAAACAAAGAUUUUUGAGUGUGAGCGAGACAUAAAAAUGCACAGCCAUGACCUUCACCACAAACACACAUAUACACACACACACACACACAUGCACACACAAACGCAGCCACACACUUCCAUGCACGGACCUUUCCAAACUCAUCAGUGCAGAACACAGGAGGUGAAGGAAGAGAAAGGUGAACAAUGCUGCCGUUCACUCCCAACUCGCUGAUAAGGAAAAUUGUCGUAUCAGUGGGCGUCGAGCGGGACGAUUUCCCUGUAGAGAGCGGUCUUACGUGCAGGAGUUUUUGCACAGAAAACUGAGACGUGUCAGUUUUCACCUCUGGCUUUGUGUUUCUUCUGUAUUUGGCACAGUUUGGUUAAAGGUGGUGGUCACUGGAAGCUCCCUGCCUCAACUUCCCAUCAGCCCCUCCCCCAUGCAUGUCCACUUAGGCCGCCACUCGCACAGACAGUUAGGACUGUUUUGUUUUUGUUUUUUUCUUCCUUCAUAUUCAUGUGUCAAUCAUUUGGUUUCAUUUUGGUCUAAGUUUUUUUGUGAUAGUGUUACAGUUCCCUGUCAGUUCUCUGGUAAAGUUACUGAACAGAUCUAACGAGCAUGUACAGGCAAAAUUAAUUGGUUUAGGAAUCCUGGUCUGCCUGAAAUUAAUUAAAA
Molecule: messenger RNA, 1607 nt
Organism: Sphaeramia orbicularis (orbiculate cardinalfish)
Lineage: Eukaryota; Metazoa; Chordata; Actinopteri; Kurtiformes; Apogonidae
Gene: csnk2b
Product: casein kinase 2, beta polypeptide
Exons: 7
Coding region: 145-792 (215 amino acids)
Cellular component (GO): protein kinase CK2 complex; cytoplasm
Molecular function (GO): protein kinase regulator activity
Source: RefSeq, a predicted model, not a curated record